Messenger RNA from Dovyalis caffra, 1422 nucleotides. The record is from the annotation of a GenBank genome assembly. NCBI's taxonomy places the organism in Eukaryota, Viridiplantae, Streptophyta, Magnoliopsida, Malpighiales, Salicaceae.
AUGAGCUUGCAGGUGACUAAUGUGGUUCUAGCAUUGCUUGUGGUUGCAUUCAUUAGUCUAAGAGGUGCUGAGAGUAGAAAAGCAAAGAUUUUGGGCUCCUUUGAGUACAGUGCCAUAAAUUGCAGAGCUCACACUGCUUCGAUAACUGAUUUUGGAGGAGUUGGGGAUGGAAAAACAUCAAACACUAAAGCGUUUAAGGAUGCAAUUGAUCAUUUGAGUCAGUCUGCAGCGAAUGGUGGGUCUCAGCUCAUUGUUCCUGCUGGAAAAUGGUUGACUGGUAGCUUCAGCCUCGCCAGCCACUUCACUCUCUACCUCCACAAGGAUGCUGUCCUUCUUGCUUCUCAGGAUAUGAACGAAUGGCCAGUGAUGAAAGCUCUGCCAUCAUACGGCAGAGGGAGGGAUGCAGCAGCUGGAAGGUACAGCAGUCUCAUAUUUGGAACAAACCUCACCGACGUUAUCAUUACAGGGGACAAUGGCACAAUCGAUGGUCAGGGAGCAUUCUGGUGGGAGAAUUUCCACAGAGGCAAGCUAAAAUACACCAGGCCUUACUUAAUUGAGAUCAUGUUCUCAGAUAAUAUCCAAAUUUCAAAUCUAACGCUCCUGAAUUCCCCAUCUUGGAAUGUUCAUCCUGUUUACAGCAGUAAUAUUAUUGUGCAAGGCAUCACCAUCAUUGCUCCGCUCAAGUCACCAAAUACCGAUGGUAUCAACCCAGACUCCUGCACAAACACUAAAAUCGAAGAUUGUUACAUAGUUUCUGGAGAUGAUUGUGUGGCAGUUAAAAGCGGCUGGGAUGAGUAUGGGAUUGCAUUUGGGAUGCCCACAAAGCAAUUGGUCAUCAGACGGCUCACAUGUAUUUCUCCAUACAGUGCCACAAUUGCACUAGGGAGUGAAAUGUCAGGUGGGAUAGAAGAUGUUAGAGCAGAGGACAUCACAGCCGUCCAUACGGAAUCUGGGGUCAGGAUAAAAACCGCUGUGGGGAGAGGAGGUUAUGUGAAAAAUAUAUACGUGAAGAGAAUGACUAUGCAUACCAUGAAAUGGGUCUUCUGGAUGACUGGAAAUUACGGGUCACAUGCUGAUAAAAACUACGACCCAAAAGCCCUGCCAGUGAUUCAAGGUAUAAAUUAUAGGGAUGUGGUUGCAGACAAUGUGACGAUGGCUGCUAGAUUGGAGGGCAUUGCAGGUGAUCCGUUCAAGGAGAUCUGCAUUUCUAAUGUUACAAUUGGAAUGGCACCGAAGGCGAAGAAGGUGCCAUGGACGUGCACCGAUAUUGAGGGGAUAACAAGCGGGGUUUCUCCACGUCCAUGCGAUUUGUUGCCUGAUCAAGGGCCAGAGAAAAUUACAUCAUGUGAUUUUCCUCCGGAAAAGAUACCAAUUGACUCGGUACAGCUUAAAAAGUGCUCUUACAGAAUGAGUUAUAUGUGA